Rubroshorea leprosula is the source of this 1332-nucleotide messenger RNA. Lineage: Eukaryota; Viridiplantae; Streptophyta; Magnoliopsida; Malvales; Dipterocarpaceae. The record is from the annotation of a GenBank genome assembly.
AUUCUGCUCUUCUUCUCCUUUCUUCCCGCUGCAGCCACCCGAAAGAAAAAAAAGGGGGAACCCAGCCAUGCCUUUGAGAAACCGGUGAGAUAAGCUUGGUUUUCUCCUUCCUUUCUUGCUCUAGAACACACCUAGAACCCAGAAAUCUUCCCCCCUGCUGGAAAAGCCGGAUCUGCCCUGCUCUGCUUUGUCCUUCCGUCGGCUGCUCUUAAUUGUGGGUGAUUUCUCUGCAUUUUUUUUCGUUGUGAAAGUAAUCUUGCCCGUUAUGUCCUGAAGACCUUGUUUUGAAACUUGGUCAUUUUCUGAUAGUCCGCACUUGUUUAGGCUUGUUACGUGAAUAGAAUUUUUGUGUGCUCUUUUGCCACAAUUGUGAAAUCUGGGGAGUUGCAGAGACUUUUGUUAUUGAUCCUGUUAGUCUCUACAGCAUAGCUGGUGGAGAAUUUGUUUUGUUUGUCACAUGACCAGUGGAGGAUGGGUAAACCCUCUACUUUGCAAGAGAUUCAAGGCUAUUUUAGCCAAUGUUGUGUGUUUUUCUAGAUGCGUUUUAGGAGUUGGAUUACUUGUAUACCUGUUGAUCUUCUUGAUUUCUGAUUUUGCUCAUAUGGACACCUCUUUAGGAGGGGUGACGAUUAUCAGAAGAUACCUAUAUGAGGAUGACCUGAUUGUAAACCUGCUUAGCCUCCAUGAGCUACGAGGUGAAGGGCUUGAAUUUGUGAUAGUCCGGUAAUUAAUUCGUGGAUAUUUUGAUUAGGUUCUUGAUCGUUCUGUCAGUUAGUGCUUGAUUUGGUUGUUGGUUUUUGGGAGUGAGGUAAGUAAAUUUAUGGUAAUGCCCGUAUAGUUUUUAAAGGCAUGUUUUGAUUUGUUUUUGAAGUGGUGGCGGGACUAAACCUGUUUUACACAAGUAUGACUGAUUUGAAGUGAAAUGUUUUGUGCUUUUCAUGAAAUUGAGCAUGCCUACUUGAAAUUUGAGUGACUGUCUUGAUGAUCUGAAAGUGAUUGUGAAUCGUGAUUUUCCUGUUAACUUCUGCUUGUUUUGUCUCCGAUGUGGUCAUGUUAUUCGUGACCCUGCUAGUGGGGGAGGUUAUAAACGCUAGCACAUGUCGACAUGUUAGUGAAAGAGCCGGUUCGUUCAACCCAGCUAGUGGGGGUUAUACACCAACAAAUCGUGGCCCUGCUAGUGGGGAUUAUACACUGGCCGUGACCUAUAGAGGAGACGUCUAUUUCGUGCCCGUACUGUAUCUGUUUUCAUGAUUGUACUUGUUGGCAUGCUAUAAGUUUGAUAAGGGGCACUCCAUAUUUACUUACUGAGUUUAUCUCAUAGUUUUUCCUUGU